Molecule: messenger RNA, 1809 nt
Organism: Penicillium coprophilum
Lineage: Eukaryota; Fungi; Ascomycota; Eurotiomycetes; Eurotiales; Aspergillaceae
Product: putative flavin-containing amine oxidase
Exons: 2
Coding region: 1-1809 (602 amino acids)
Molecular function (GO): oxidoreductase activity
Source: RefSeq, a predicted model, not a curated record
AUGCCGAAGCUUGUAGAGACCGUCGAUCUGUCCAACACUGCCACUGCAUAUUAUGCACCAGCAACAGUUGCACCCAUUGGCAAACUCAUACAUGUCUCUGGACAGCCCGGAAACACAAAGGAUGGCCUUGUGCCAGCUGACUAUGAGUCGCAAAUUCAUCUAGCCCUGCUCAACCUGCGCAAGAUUAUCAUCGCUGCUGGGUCUUCAAUUGAGAACAUUGUGAAGCUGCAACUCUUCAUUGUCGAUUAUGAUGCAGCCAAUCGCAAGCACACCCGGCACAUCCAACGAUUUCUUAAUGGCCACCGACCGGCCAUCACUCUGAUCCCCGUUCCCAAACUUGCGGUUUCGUCAUGGCUCUUCGAGAUCGACGCUACAAUCGCCCUCCCAGAGCCUUCUAUUCCUCCUGUCAUCCCUGCCGCCAAUGAGAAUACCGAUGUUAUAAUCAUUGGCGCUGGUCUUGCCGGUCUCUCCGCUGCACAUGAUAUCUUGCGCGCGGGCUUGUCUUGCGUCAUUCUUGAAGCGCGCGAUCGUGUCGGCGGCAAGACUUGGAGCUCACCCCUUAAUGGUGGCGGUGUCAUUGACUUGGGUGCUGGCUGGAUCAAUGACACUAACCAGAGCAAGGUCUAUGCUCUGGCGAAGCGUUACGGCGCGGAGGUCAUUGUGCAGAACACCCAGGGCAAUGUAGCUCUGCAGGACUUUGAUGGCAACUGCACUCCAUUCGUCUACGGAGAUAUGCCUAACUUUGAUAAAGCUACCCAGGCCCACCUGACGGAGAUCCGUGAUCUGUGCGAGGCUGAUUGUCAAGCUCUCGACACUUGGAGGCCUCAAGACACUAGCUUGGAUUCUAUCACAUUUGAGACCUACCUGCGGUCCCGUGGGGCGAGCGAGGUAGCUAUUGCCACUGGAAUGGUCUGGACUCGAGCAAUGCUUGGCCAGGAUCCGCGAGAUGUUUCAGCACUUUAUUUCCUCAACUAUUGCAAGUCUGGAGGUGGUUUAUUACAGAUGCGGUCCGAUCGUAAAGACGGCGGGCAAUACCUCCGCAUUCGACAGGGUACUCAGGUCUUCUCUUUGGGAUUGGCAUCAUCCCUUCCGGAGGGAACUAUUCGACUCUCCAGUCCUGUGCACUCGGUUAUCCAGAACGCCGACAAGUCAGUGAAGGUUCAAGCGGGGGGUCUAGUUUACGGCGCCCGCAAAGUCAUCAUCACUACACCUAGUCCUGCUAUGAAAACCAUCUCAUUCCACCCCAAGCUCCCUCCGGCGAAGCAAGCAUGGAUUGAGUCCACUACCUAUGGGUACUACACCAAGGCCAUGAUGGAGUUCCGCUCUCCCUUCUGGAUCAAGGCUGGCUUCUGUGGCUUAGCUCAGUCGUUUGUUGGACCUGCUAGCGUUGUACGAGACAGCUGUAGCCCUGAAGAUAAGAAGUAUGUCCUCACUUGCUUCAUGGCCAGUGAUCCUGGCCGAGCUUGGUCUGCGCUGCCCCAAAAGGAACGGGAACAGAGCUUGCUGCAACAACUUGGAAAGCUUUUUGGAGUUGGGAACCUCGAUAAAGAAUUCAUCCAGUUGACUGCAUACGAGUGGGUGAACGAUGAGUGGGCCGGCUGGGGCUGUCCGUGCACAGCUCUGACUCCCGGUGUCCUCGAUACUCUGGGCCCGGAUGCGUUGCGUGAAAGCUCUGGUAACUUGCACUUCGCGGGCACCGAGACUGCUGGUGAGUGGAAGGGCUAUAUGGAAGGGGCUAUUCGUAGCGGAGAGCGGGCCGCCGCUGAGGUUGUGAAGACACUCAACGCUGGUAUUGUUUCACGUCUAUAG